GUUCCUUGCUUCAGUGCAACUAGUAGCUAGAUUCAUCCCUAAUUCUCUUCAUCCUUCUAAAAUAUCCAUUCAAAUCUUCUAAGCUCAACCAUCAUCCAUCCAUCGAAGGCUUUGUUGCAGUGGUUUUGAAGAGAUUAUAGUGUCAAGAUGGAUCAAGUCAACAAAUUGGCCGCCCAAAAAGCAGUGGUUAUCUUCAGUUUGAGCUCAUGCUGCAUGUGCCACACCAUCAAGAGGUUCUUCAGUGAGCUUGGGGUCAAUCCCACAAUUUAUGAGCUAGAUGAGGAUCCGAAAGGGAAGGAUAUGGAGCGAGCUCUAGCUAAGAUGGUGGGUCGCAAUCCUCCGGUGCCCGCAGUGUUCAUUGGUGGCAAUUUGGUCGGACCAACCGACAAGAUCAUGUCCCUUCAUCUCAGUGGCAAGCUAGUUCCAUUGCUCCGAGAUGCAGGUGCUAUUUGGCUCUGAUACCAUAAUAAAGACAUAAGUGGCUCCAAGGUCAUCUUACCAGAGUUACCACAGUUCUUAUCUUUUGUUGCAAACGAAGCAUGAAAGAAAAUAAACUACAGAGUCAUUCUUGACCCCUUGGCAGUUACACAUGGUUAAGAUACAACACUACCCCACAGGGUGGUGUCUCUAGUCUUUUGUCAAGUAAUUAAAAAUGGGAGCCAUGUUUUUCUUCUCUACCUGGUGGCUAGAGUCAUGUCUCUAAUCUUCCUUUUUAUGGUGCAAUGUACAUUAAUCUCGACUCAAACACUUGAUGUGUCAUUAACAAAUUGUCAAAUUAAUAUAUCUACAUGGCUUUGAGUGUUUGAGCAAGCCAUCGGUUUCA
This is a messenger RNA of Elaeis guineensis (African oil palm), 823 nucleotides long. NCBI's taxonomy places the organism in Eukaryota, Viridiplantae, Streptophyta, Magnoliopsida, Arecales, Arecaceae. The record is from RefSeq and is a predicted model, not a curated record.